Messenger RNA from Miscanthus lutarioriparius, 1443 nucleotides. The record is from the annotation of a GenBank genome assembly. NCBI's taxonomy places the organism in Eukaryota, Viridiplantae, Streptophyta, Magnoliopsida, Poales, Poaceae.
AUGGAGCUGGUUGUAUCUGCAGUUGCAGAUGAACUAGUUAACCGGUUCAUGUCCUUCUUGUUCAACAAGUACAAAAGCGAGGAGCAGCUGGAGAAGAAGAUGAAAAGGCUGCAAGAUCUAGUUGUUAGAGCUCAUAUGAUCGUCGAGGAGGCCGAGGUGCGAUACAUCACCAACUCAAAGAUGCUGCUUCAGCUCAAGAAGCUUGUGGAGGUCAUGUACCAAGGCUACCUCGUCCUGGACACCAUCAAGUACAGGACUCUUUGUAGCUCCUCCACGACUGAAAGCGAGGUUAGCAAUAACUUCAAUGAAUUGUCAUUCGCCACUUGUAUUAAGCGAAGACUCCGUACCAUGAUGUGCACUUCAUCAUCAAACAUAAAUGAGCUUCAAAUUACACUGGAUAAUCUACAGUCCACUGUUUCCAAUAUGCAAGAGUUUGUGUUGCUUCUUGGGGGGUGCGAGCGCAUGUUCCAUGGCCCCUACGACUCGUAUGUUUACAUCGAUCACUUCAUGUUUGGUCGUCAUGUGGAAAAGCAGCGCGUCAUCAAUUUCUUGCUACAAGAAAAUAUGCCCCCAUUUGUCUGUCUGUUCUUCCAAUUCUUGGAGGCAGUAGAGUGGGCCAGGUCGAAAUUCUCGUCAAUUUUCAACAUGAGUGGUGAGAACAUCUGGAGAAUUAUGGAGCAUCAGGUAGGAGUAGGAGCAGGGAGGUCCUUGGUCAUCAUCGAGUUUACAUCAGGUGUGGAUGAGGAGGGCUGGAGGAAUUUUUAUUCAUCGGUAAAUAAGCAGAUGGGGAGAGGAAGCAAGAUCAUAAUCAUAAGCAGAAUUGCAGAACUAUCGCAGUUUGGGACCGUAAAGCCAGUUCAUCUGAAUAGCUUGUCCCACGAGGAGUAUAGCUACCUCUUCAAGGCUCUUGCAUUUGGAAGCACAAACCCUGAAGAACACCCUCAGUUAGCUGUAGUAGCCGAAGAUCUAGCAGUAGCUCUGGGAGGGUCGCUCAUCACAGCAAGCGUCUGUGCUGACAUGCUCAGGAGAAACCAGAACGCCCACUUCAGGGUCAGCCUAUUAAAAAGGUACACGAACGUGGUGCAGAAGAACUUCUCCGUGUUCGGCGAGCAUCCCAAGAACCUCAUGGACAAAGAACGUCCUAUAGACAUAACCAGACUUGUAUCAUCAUCCUGCUCAAUGCCAUCAUCUGCCACACUUCGCCUGAUGCCUCCUCGUAGUGAAGCUGACGAUUCCAAAACCGGAUUGCCCAAGGUGAUGUUUGGAGACCUCAUUUCUGGCUCAGCUGUUCUGCCAAGGGCAGAGUUUGAGCUAGUAGCAUGGGAAUCAAGGAUACCCCCUUACAAAAGGUUCGUUAACCUUGCUACAUAUUGUGAUGAUGAUGAGGCGCCCAUCUCUCAGCAGCAGCAUACAGCAUCACCUAGCAGGAAGCGCCAACGGUAG